Molecule: messenger RNA, 393 nt
Organism: Chaetura pelagica (chimney swift)
Lineage: Eukaryota; Metazoa; Chordata; Aves; Apodiformes; Apodidae
Gene: NUDT15
Product: nudix (nucleoside diphosphate linked moiety X)-type motif 15
Exons: 3
Coding region: 1-393 (130 amino acids)
Biological process (GO): dGTP catabolic process
Cellular component (GO): cytosol
Molecular function (GO): 8-oxo-7,8-dihydrodeoxyguanosine triphosphate pyrophosphatase activity
Source: RefSeq, a predicted model, not a curated record
AUGAACUUUGUGGGUGAGAAAAAGCCUCUGUCCCCCUGCCCCGUCCCCGCCCGCAGGGAGAGCCUGGCGGAGUGCGCGGCGCGGGAGGCGCUGGAGGAGGCGGCGCUGCCGCUGCGCAACCUGCGCUUCGCCUCCGCCGUGAACGCGGCGUGCGCGGCCGCGCGGUACCACGGCGUGACGCUGCUCAUGAAGGGCGAGGCCGCGCCGGGCGCCGAGCCCCGGAACCGCGAGCCCGACAAGAACGAGGGUUGGGAGUGGGUUAAAUGGGAUGAAUUUCCUCCAGCAGACCAGCUGUUCUGGCCCUUACGCUGCUUAAGAGAGCAGGGUUACAAUCCCUUCACAGAAGAGCUCGAUCAUCUAAAGGGAUACACGGGAAGCCACCAACUAGGAUAA